GGAGGAGCGGCAAGGGGGCGGAGGCUGGGCGGCGAGAAAGCGGCGCCUGGCCCGAGGCGGCGGCGCGGGAGCAGGCUGAGGCAGCGGCCGGGACGAGCGCCCUGAGGUGGCGGCCGCGGCCCCAUGGGCGGGUGCGUGGGCGCCCAGCACGACUCCUCGGGCAGCCUCAACGAGAACUCGGACGGCACCGGAGUUGCUCUAGGUCGUAACCAGCCUUUGAAAAAGGAGAAACCAAAAUGGAAAAGUGAUUAUCCCAUGACAGAUGGACAACUGCGCAGCAAGAGGGAUGAAUUUUGGGACACCGCACCAGCUUUUGAAGGCCGGAAAGAGAUCUGGGAUGCCUUGAAGGCUGCUGCACAUGCUUUUGAAAGCAAUGAUCAUGAACUGGCACAGGCAAUCAUUGAUGGUGCAAACAUAACACUACCACACGGUGCACUGACAGAGUGCUACGAUGAGCUGGGGAACCGAUACCAGCUGCCAGUCUACUGCUUGGCGCCACCAAUCAACAUGAUAGAGGAAAAGAGUGACAUAGAGACUCUGGAUAUCCCUGAGCCACCUCCCAAUUCUGGACAUGAAUCUCAGCUCCGUCUGCGCCUCUCCACAGGCAAAGACCUCAAGCUUGUGGUGCGCAGCACAGACACGGUGUUCCACAUGAAGAGGCGCUUACAUGCUACAGAGGGGGUGGAGCCAGGCAGCCAGCGGUGGUUCUUCUCUGGCAGGCCUCUCACUGAUAAGAUGAAGCUGGAGGAGCUGAAGAUCCCAAAGGACUAUGUGGUGCAAGUUAUUGUGAGCCAGCCUGUGCAAAACCCAACACCAGUGGAAAACUGAGCUGAGCUUGCCUGCUUCCCAGAUCCCUUGGCUCCUUUUUAUUACCAUUUCCUACUCUAUGACGUGAAAUUUAUUUUCACUGCUCGGAAUUCCCUAUGAAUGGAUUUAGUUCUGAGGAAUUACCAGUGAAAAAUUCCAUCUGUGAUGGAGACCAACAAAAAUAAUAAAACACACAGAGCCAGCCUCUGGGACUCUUAA
Peromyscus eremicus (cactus mouse) is the source of this 1026-nucleotide messenger RNA. RefSeq names its product ubiquitin domain containing 2 (gene Ubtd2). The record is from RefSeq and is a predicted model, not a curated record. NCBI's taxonomy places the organism in Eukaryota, Metazoa, Chordata, Mammalia, Rodentia, Cricetidae. Gene Ontology annotation, molecular function: protein binding. The coding region runs from base 124 to 828 and encodes 234 amino acids. The transcript has 3 exons.